UUUUUAUUUAUAGAUUUGUAGAAACCAUAUUGGAGACCUGCCAAAUAUUGAAUUGACAAACAUUGCACUCAAGGUUACAAUCUGUGUACUAUAUCAAUUCCAUCAACAAUACAACUGAUUGACAACGUGAUUGCAUCACACAUAUGGCGAUGACAGUUCAAUGAAAUUCUACGAUCAAGCGAUCAUUAUUUAUACUUGUAAACCUCAAAAACACACAUCAGUCUAUACUCAGUGGUCGAUGAUAAAGAAGUAAAAAUAUAAAUGGCAUUACUCGCGAUUUGUUUUACUGGAGUAACAAUAAUACUAUGCCCACUUCUAGUUAUCAGUGCACAACAAUUCGAUCCGAUGGAAAUUUGUCGGGGGAAACCUAAUAACGCCACCGUUAUGAACCCACUAUCCUGUGAUUCAUUUUUACUGUGCAGUGAUGGUCUACCAGCUGGGACUGGGCUGUGUCCAAGUGAAAUGCUCUUUAACGCUGAAAAGGAAAUUUGUGAUUUUCCUGAAAACGUGAAUUGCGGUUCCGUCCCUUUGCCUACAGAAUUCCCAACUAGUACAGAAGAGUCUACCGAAAUGAUAACCGAUUUAAGUGAAGAAACUACCGAAUCUUCUUUUCCAAGCGAAUCCUGUCCACAAAUGGACGAUCCUGUUUCACCAUUGUACAUGCCAAUCCCAGAUAACUGUACUGCUUACAUCAUGUGCUACCAUGGUACUCCCUUGAUAAUGCAAUGUCCUAUAGGAACGGAAUGGAACAAAAACAAUUCAAUUUGUGAUACACCGGAAAAUGCAAAGUGUCAGGCAACUUUUCAAGAUCCAUUUGGAUGCCCAGUAGAAGGAACAAAAGUUUUACCACACCCAGCCAAUUGUGAAAAAUUCGUGUUCUGCUUGAACGGUAUAUCUAGAGUUCAAGUUUGUCAAAUGUUCAAGUACUUCGAUCCCGUCGCAGGAGAAUGUGUCCUAGGAAAAUGUUAAAUGGAGACAAAUGUUAUAUAUGAAAACAAACACACACAAUUUUAUCUAAGUGUUAUUUGUAAGAGUUUAACGGUCCGAAUAAUGUAACUUGAUGAUUGUGAAGUGCAUCAUUUGAUUGUAUUCAAUAAGCCACAAAAUAGUUUCACUGGACAUUUUUUGUGAACACAAUUUUAUGUAAUACAACAGCAACAGUGAAUUCCUUUAUUCCUGAUAGUUUGCCUGCGUUACCAUAACUAACAUAAUCUUUAUAAAAUUUGUUGCUGUUAGAAAAGAAAAUCACUACAAUACGUAACACCUACCUACGUAAUCCAUAUAUUGCCUCUAGUUGAUCCGAAAAUAAGUAAUAGAACUCAUCCUAAUACAACUAAGGCUUCUUUUGUCUUCUUUAAAGUAUAUGAUUAUAUGAUGAAUAAACUUUUGCCGUUUAUUAGACAUACCGGUACAAUUUCACACCGUGAAGCGUGAAAUAGUAGCCAAAAUCAACAUGGAUGAAACAUUUCGCGCAAACAAU
This is a messenger RNA of Anopheles merus, 1480 nucleotides long. Its product is annotated as peritrophin-1-like. The transcript has 2 exons. Bases 262 to 969 code for a protein of 235 amino acids. Gene Ontology annotation, cellular component: extracellular region. Lineage: Eukaryota; Metazoa; Arthropoda; Insecta; Diptera; Culicidae. Gene Ontology annotation, molecular function: chitin binding. The record is from RefSeq and is a predicted model, not a curated record.